Messenger RNA from Paramisgurnus dabryanus, 1779 nucleotides. RefSeq names its product beta-1,3-glucuronyltransferase 3 (glucuronosyltransferase I) (gene b3gat3). Gene Ontology annotation, molecular function: galactosylgalactosylxylosylprotein 3-beta-glucuronosyltransferase activity. Gene Ontology annotation, biological process: carbohydrate metabolic process; chondroitin sulfate proteoglycan biosynthetic process. Lineage: Eukaryota; Metazoa; Chordata; Actinopteri; Cypriniformes; Cobitidae. Gene Ontology annotation, cellular component: Golgi membrane. The record is from RefSeq and is a predicted model, not a curated record.
CACUCUAAGCGGAACUUGUUGGUAGUGCGCAGUAGUUGAAUGGGAGCGCUGUAUGUUACUAUGCGACAGUUAACCACUAUGCUCGAAAGCAAAAUAUUAUUCAAAAUAUACAUAAUGAAGAAAUAGCAAAGGUCUUAUUCACCGAAGCUUUACGCCUCACCUCUUGAUUUCAGCAUCAACAGAUCAUCAUGAGAGUGAGACUGAAGCUAAAGACCGUGUUUGUCUUUUACUUCACUGUGUCACUACUAGGACUCAUGUAUGCGCUAAUGCAACUGGGUCAGCGUUGUGACUGCAGAGAUCAUGACUUCUCUAAAGAUCAGCAGAUCUCUCAACUGAGGGGAGAGAUGCAGAAGCUACAGGAACACAUUAAAACAUCAAAACUGUCAAAAAACUCUGAUGUACCCACAAUUUAUGUGAUAACUCCAACAUAUGCAAGACUGGUGCAGAAGGCAGAGCUCACACGUUUGUCCCACACCUUUCUUCAUGUUCCUCAACUACACUGGAUCCUGGUGGAGGACGCCGCCCAGCCAACUCGACUCGUCACAGACUUCCUAACUGCAUCUGGCAUGACUUACACCCACUUACACACGUUGACCCCCAAAGAUCGGAAGCUCCAGGAGGGUGAUCCCAGUUGGCUGAAGCCUCGGGGUGCUGAGCAGAGAAAUGAGGGUCUGCGCUGGCUCAGAGAGAUGGGUGCUGCUGCAGAGGGAAAAGAGGCGGCUGCCUUUGAAGAUGCUGUUGUUUACUUUGCUGAUGAUGACAACACUUACAGUCUGCAGCUUUUUGAAGAGAUGCGAUACACACGCCGCGUCUCAGUUUGGCCUGUGGGUCUGGUGGGCGCCAUGAAGUUUGAAAGCCCUGUGGUGCAGAACGGAAAGGUGGUACGCUUCCACACCGGUUGGCGCCCCAGUCGGCCCUUUCCCAUAGACAUGGCUGGUUUUGCAGUGUCCCUGAGGCUGAUUCUGGCCAAUCCAGAAGCAUGUUUUGAUGGUGAUGCCCAGAUGGGGUUUUUGGAAAGCAGCUUCCUUCAGCAUCUGGUUACCAUGGAGGACCUUGAACCCAAAGCCGAUUUGUGUACCAAGGUGCUGGUGUGGCACACCCGAACUGAGAAACCAAAGAUGAAGAGGGAAGACGCAAUGCAGAAGCAGGGGUUGGGGUCAGAUCCCGAUGUGGAGGUGUGAGAGGCAAAUGCUUAAAACAUUCUUGGACUUCCCAGUCACACACUUCCAUAGUGCCAUGGGGAAAUUCUGAUAUGCUAAAGACACACGAGCAAUAAACUGAUUCCUGAUCCCUACAGAUACUAAAGACACUUUAGACUUUGGUUCAAAAGUAUUAGGAAUGAAAGGAAUGUGUUCAUGUCAAUACAAGCAACGGAUCAAAGGAAACUACCGAAGAAAUGGAUUUCCAUAAAUGGUUUCGGUGUAUCUCAUAUACAGUGCUUAUCAUCUGUAUACUUGAAAUGUAUUUAAAAGAGAAUUUUACUUAUUGUUGAACACAGGUUGUAUUUAUAUAUUUGUAUUUAUAUCUUUAGACAUGAAUGUGUUUAAUGUGUGAUAUGCUGGGUUAGCCUGUGUUAUGAAGUGUUAAUAUCUAUGCUGGCUAUGUCUCUGUAAUGUUUUCUGUAUGAACGAGUAGUACCUGCUUGUAGUUUUGUCUAUGGUUACAAUAGAAAGUGCGUUUUCUUUUUGUCCUAUGAUUUAACAGUGGUUUCCCUUUUGUCACGGAUACAUGUUUAUUUAUGUAAUAAUUAAUCUCUUCUGAAUCUGUUUUUGUGUACGU